UCUCACUUCCUUCUGCGAGUUACUCUCUCUGGGCAACCUCGCUGGCCUCGUCGUCUAACACGGAGAGAGAGAGACGCGGGGUGGUGAAGCAUCCAUCGGGCUGUCAGAAUGAGACGGGGCAGGUAGCAGUCACUACCCACUGUGCAUUGACACACACGCAGAGCCGACAACCCCACACACACUCACACACGCACACACACACGCACACGCAGAGGCGAUAACCCCACACACACUCACACACACGCACACACUCACACGCACACGCAGAGGCGACAACCCCACACACACUCACACACACGCACACACACACGCAGAGGCGACAACCACACACACACAGUGCCACUGAACGCGUGCAUCGAAUCAUCAUCGUUCACCCCAUGGAGCCGUGACUUGGGCUAACAACGAAUUCCUGUCCUCCACUCGUAAAGGAAUGGCCCCGACUUCUCCACUUGAAACAACAACAACAACAAUAUUAAUACUAUUAUUAUUCAUUGGAACGGUGGUCACUGACAGCGUGGGGGUUGGGAAUGGCUCGGAGUCCGGAGCGCAGCGCCAAGGAACAGCACCACAAUUUAUGGUCAUCACCCCAGAGAAAAUGAACGCCGUUGCAGACAGCACGAUUUUCCUGCCCUGCUCCUACACCUGUACAAUCAGCGGCGUUACUCACACGCUGGUGGAGUGGUUGAGGAUCAUUAAUGGGCGUGAAGAAAGGAUUUAUCUAUUCCCCAAUGGAAAUAGCAGCUUCCAGCCUUUACAGGCGUCCUGGGUGGGUGAUGUGUCCAAGUGUGACGCCUCCAUCACCGUCAAAGACAUCAAGAUCCACGACUCUGGGCAAUAUCGCUGUGAGGUCACGGUGUAUCCACAAUACAUGGAAGGCAUUGGGUAUCUACAGCUGAAUGUCAACAGUCCAUCAGAACUCGUGGUUGUGACCCCAGAUAAAAUUAACGCCAUGGCAGGCGCUACAUUUCUGCUGCCCUGCUCCUACGCCUGUACAGUCAGCGGCGUUACCCACACGCUGGUGGAGUGGUUCAGGACCAUCGACGGGCUUGAAGAGAGGCUUUAUAAAUACCCCUAUGGAGAGAGCGGCCACUGGCCUUUACAGGCCACCUGGGUGGGUGAUGUGGCCAAGUGCGACGCCUCCAUCACCGUCAGUGACAUCCUGACCAACGACUCUGGGCGAUAUCGCUGUGAGGUCUCGGUGUAUCCACAAAAUAUCCAAGACAUUGGGUAUCUACAGCUGAACAUCCACCCACAAACAGACCUGGCCGUUGUCACCCCGGAUGCAAAGGAUGCCACAGUAGGCAGCACGGCUCUCCUGUCCUGCUCUUACACCUGCAAGAUCACAGAUAUUAGACACACGCUGGUGGAGUGGUUCAGGACCAUAGACGGACACGAUGAGAAGGUGUACAAGGCGUACUACAGAAAGAGAAGCCUCAGGCCAUUGCAGGUGACUUGGGUGGGUGAUGAGUCCACGUGUAAUGCCUCCAUCACCAUCAGCAACAUCCAGACCCACGACGCUGGGCGAUAUCGCUGUGAGGUCACGGUUUAUCGAUACGACAAGCCAAGCAUGCAAGACAUCGGGUAUCUGCAGCUGGAUGUUCACAAUGAACCAGAACCGACAAAGACAACACCCACACCAAGCCCAACCCCAACCUCAGCUCCACCUCCACCUCCGAUACCUGUAGUUUGGAUCGCCCUUGGAGUCAUUGCUGCUCUGGUUGCUGUUGCUGGAGUUGGUUUUUACUUCAGGGGGAGGAAGAUGAGACCACGUCAGCCAAGAGAGCCAGAAGCCCCGCCUCAAGAAAUGCAGCCAAUGAAUCCAGUUGGAUAAGAUGAGAACCGACAGACGCAACACCCACACCAAGCCCAGCUUCACCUCCAGCUCCAUCAACUGCAGCUGGCAUCGUCCUUGGAGUCAUUGCUGCUCUGGGUGCUGUUGCUGGCGUUGUUUCUUACUGCAGGAAGAAUAUUUACAAGUUGAUUCCUCGUCCCGUGAUUUGACGCCGAUUGGUGAAUUAUAUACUUAAAACAAAAGAAAAUUGGGUAUUUUUACAUUAGAGUACAGCAAACUCUUGCCUCUCGCGGGUUUAGCUAUUGCGGUUUUGCAGUCUCGUGCCAAGUCUAUGGAGGUACAGAGUUCGCUGAUCGUGCCCCUAUGGCUGGACCAUUCGCGGUUGAUCACGAGAUUUCUGUACGCGUCGUAACUGCACCGCUCUCGAUGCUGCUGCUGCUGCCGCGGAAGAACAUGUGGUGCCAUCUUGUCUCCAUCUAAUCUCCAUCUUUUAUCUGUCUUGUCUCCAUCUUAUCUCCAUCCGGUCUCCAUCUUAUCUCCAUCUUGUCUCUAGUCUCCCGUCUCUUAUCUCAAGCGGCCCAUUGCGGGUCCCGGGUCACGUGGUGUUUCCAGCCUCGAGUGAGCAGCAGUGAGUUUCAGCCGCCCGCCAUUUUUCUUUCUAUCGUGCGUUAGGAACUGUGAACCAAACCCCAUUUUUCCCAUUUGUCUUUGAGUUUGGGGAAGGCGGAUUUUCCGAUUGCGGCUUUUUACCAAGAACGUAACCCCGGCGAUGGGCAAGGGUUUGCUGGAUACUAAAUGCUAAAUCGAUGCACCUCUAUUCUAUAUUUGAAAGGCAUAAUGCACUUUAUAUAUAUACAGUAUUGUAUGCGCAAAUUAAGCCUAUAUUGAAUUUGAUUCGAAUAUGAUAUAUACUACUCGCCGAAUGAUUGAUCUCUUCUAUUAAUAUGGCAAUGCGAGGCCAUGAACGAGUAUAUCUUUAAAAAUUGUAAUGAUUGAGUGUUACUCUGGAAAAAUCGUGAUAACCCACAUGCCUCCGUACAUGUUUUUCAGCAAAACCCAACAACGUAGAUUCCAAAGCCAACACAACGAUGCUGAGUUUUUUUGGGUUAAUGGCAAGAAUGUUGACAUAGAACCCAGAAACAAACACGGGUCAUUGUGAUGGCGACAAUGACAACUGACCUCUAUUGGCAGGAACUGCAGGCAUACCACUUAGAACAACUCUGUUUACAAAAAACGCAUCUUGAGCACUAUACGAGGUUUGCCUGUAUACAGCAGUCCCUCGGUUAACAGUGACAUUGGUUAACGGUUUUUCGAUUAACAUUUUGCCACCCAUAGGACCUCAUAGUUUAGACUAAUGUUAACGUUGUGAUUAACGGUACGUUUACGUUACGCACGCAGGCGCCGAUUUCAGCCAACCCGAGCACUCUUAAGUGGGCUGAGCCACGCCCUCAGCCAAUCAACGACGUGCAGCGAUGAGCGUUGAGACCUCCACUGGCUUCGUUUACAUUAUAACGUUUUCUGUUUUGGCAGUGGAAACAGCUCUGUUGCAGACUCAGUGAUUUUUACUUAUUUUUUAACUCAAAAGUGAAUUCGAUUAGCAGUUAUUUUAGUAAACAGUAGUUUUUGUGGAACGGGACGAAACGUUAAUGGAAGGACUACUUUUAUAUCUUUUUUUAAAUCAAGCCAAGUUCAUUGCCUGAUGAAGGUCCCAUUAGUUUGAGCAACAACGUCGUCUCUUCAGCCACUGAAAAGCCGGAAUCCACCACGGUGGUUAUGAGAUGUUAACUACCUCGCCUACUAUCCCAACCCUGAGGUCUGAUGUUCAUUUGGAGUUUGCGUGUCUCUCGCUGCGAUCGUGUGGAUUUUUCUCCUGGUCCAUUUUACUUCCACAUUUAGAAUCAACACACGGACAGAGUAUUUGGCAGCUUUACCUUUCCACUCAAUAAGCCACUUUGUUAAGUUACCAUUUGGAGCCUGGUCACAUGAAACAAGCUACAUACACUAACUCAGUAGGCCUUAUCUGGACAUUCCACGUUAUAACGGUUCUGCGAAAAGCGCUCCGGAAUGGAAGAACUUCAUUAUAUCAUGUGAACACCGGCGCGUUCAGCGAUGACUCAACGAAACAACACUGACCGCAAUAUCUAUUUGAAUGGUAACGGUCUCGUCGGAUUGCUGGAGGGUAAACGACUCGAAUGUUGAUGCGAUGCAACCACCACGAGGCCCAAACCUAAAAACAAAUGUGGUAUAAAACAUACCCCGUGCGAGCGUCCCCGGAACACUGGAACAUUGGAGUUAGUGGUUUGCGUUGUGUCCGCUGCGACGGUCGCACAGUGAACUGGAAUCUGCACUCCAUUCGCUUGGUCUGCCUGUUCGUGUGGACAAUGAUAUUUUGGCGGUUAUCAGGUUAAAAUAAGAGGUGUAAUCAUUUUUUAUAAUUGCAGGAGAGAGACCACGCAGAAUUAGUGGUCUCUCUUGCAAGGUGUAUGGGGUUAUACAACGAUUGGAUUUUCGUGCAAUAGUAUUCAGUGCUUAGCCCUGCAGGCAGUUUUAAGUGAACCUGUAUAAGUGCAAUGUCUUCCUAACGUCACUGCUGGUGGCAGGGCCUCCACGAGAGGGAUCUCGAGACAGCCCCUCUUAGAGUGCAUCAGAACCUCUAUCUACAUCUUACAGGAGCGCCACAGUGGUGAGAUGUUAACUACCUCGCCCGGUAUAAAGGAGGUCGUGGGUUCGAUUCCAAUCCUGACGCCUGCUGUAUAUUUGGAGUUUGUGUGUGUCUCUCUCGCCGUGGUUUUUUCCUUCACUUAGAAAUGUGUGUUUAGAGUGUUUGGCUGCAAUGAAUUUCCACGCGAUGAUCAGCCACUUGGUUGAGUUAUCAUUUGUGGUCAGGUCGCUUCUGAACAAGGUCUAUACAGCUCAUUGAGAGAUCUGCACACGAAUCCUCAAUCCCGUUCCUCUCUUAAAGCCUCAGCUCUUCUCCAUUGCCCAUUCUCUUCCCUCACCCCUACGGUCAGUCCCGUCCCUCCCCUAUAGCCCUUUCGUGACCCCCCCCCCCCCACGUGCCCUCUGGUACGAACACUCAAAUCUCGGACCUUGCACUGCCCUUGCCAUCUAAACCACCCUAAUUGUGUUACUGCUUUAAAACGACGUAAAGCACCUUGAGUUGAGGCGCUCCAUUAAUACAGGGAGGAGCAAUGUUCCACACUGCCCACCAGGGAUUAUUUAGCUGUCUGUCUGUCGUACAUAAGUAAAUAUAUAAUACACACAGCUCUUUGAUUGGUGGAGACCUUACAAACAGCUCUUUGAUUGGUGGAGACCUACUGCCG
Molecule: messenger RNA, 5115 nt
Organism: Lethenteron reissneri (Far Eastern brook lamprey)
Lineage: Eukaryota; Metazoa; Chordata; Hyperoartia; Petromyzontiformes; Petromyzontidae
Cellular component (GO): membrane
Source: RefSeq, a predicted model, not a curated record